AUAUCUUUUUGAUGUAUUGUAAAAGGAGAAUGGGGGUUUCGAGACACAUGGUCUCUUACCCCCUGUACCUGUUUGCACAUAAAAGGAACCAUCAUCUUCUUCUUCACAUACGGUUGCCGUUGCCAUCCCUCCGAAUCCAGUGGGAUUUUUCUGAUCGGUGCCAUCGCCAGUCUCUUUGGUGGUAACCGCGGCGGAGGCUUUGCCUUUUUCUGGUGCAUAAUUUUUGGUGCUCUUCUUAUGGCCAUCGGCCCACCAAUCGGGGUAGCCGACCAGACGGAAGCAUUGUUCUUUGGUGUGCUUUGUCAUACCGCAGUGGUCAUACUUCAGAUUAUCUCUUCAUCUUCACUUCUUCCUCUUCACAUUUAUAGUCAAGAAAGGUAUCAAUCAAUUAUCAAUGGAUUAUCUCUUCAUCUUCACGUCUUCAUCUUCAUCUUUAUCUUCACUUCUUCCUCAGGGUUCUUGUUGAUUGUUACUUCGAUGACCGACCCGCUUCUUGUUGAUUGUUCACUUCUUCCUCAGGCCUCUAAAAGGGUUGAGCCGGCCCUCGAAGACGGGAAAUCAAAAUCUAGAAUUUGACAGAUGUCUGCAUGUGUCAUCCAACAUUUAAUAGGAGAGAUCAACGGGAAAACCAACUUUUAGAUGACCUAUAAAACUGACACGUGUCCCCCAUUAUUUUUAUUUAUUAGAGAUAGAAAAUAGAAGAAGAAGAUAGAAGAUUUUAUUCCUGUUUUAGCUGAUGGUAGAGUCUUUUCUCUUUUGCCUUUGAGAGAGAGGGCUAUUGUUCGAUUCCUGACAUGUGAUAUGGACGACUUGUGAGAAAUAUGACGUAAUUUAGGAGUAGAAGCAAGGUAACAUUACAUGUGCGUUAAAAAUGCAUUUUAUAUUAAAUAAAAUUUUGAAAAUCCCGUUGUCGAGUUCAAUGUGACCAAUAAGCCGAUAAAAACGGUUAGUUCAAUCACUGGUAUAACUUUUUUUAUCUUUUUUAAACAUUCAUGAUAGGUGAACAUGUCGAGGGUUUACCUACCUUUUCCUUCUUGGUUUUACACUUUGUCCCUCAGUUUUAUUGUAAAGAGGAACGAAAUUUGUAUUAAAGUUUUUUAUAAAAAAUUAUUUAGAAAACUUCACUUCCACUCAAGGAACCAAAAUAAAGGGUAGUGGUUUAUAAUUUUUCUUGUAAUUAAUUGAAAAGUUGUCCCUUUUAUUGUAAGGCUUAAAUUCUAAUCGGUUUUUUUUAAUGAGAUAACUAUAAAACAAUUAACUUUUUAUCCUUUCAAUAUCGUGAAAUAUUUAUUAGUUUUCAUUGGAUUUCUGUUUAUUUUAUCUAAUAACUCAAGUUAAUCAAAUUUCCCCCUUUUUAUAUAAUUCGUUAUAUAUUUUUCUUUUUCUAAUGUUCCUUCUUUUGAGGACAGUUUCUCCUUACGUGAUUUAAUAUGUUUCAAGUUCACAAGAAGAAGAAAAAAAGUAACGAUACAAAACCGUGCACCAUAGUUAUGCGGUGAAUUUCAUUUCAUCUUAUUAAGUUAAGUGAACAAACAAAAGCAUGGAAUUUAUAGACCUUUGAUUUGUUACCCUUGGCAACUUGAUCUAGCCCGACUGAAAUAAACCAAUCUAGAUCCGAACCAGUUGGAUUGUGACCGGUUUGGUCUUCGGUUUAGGACUUUUCAUGUAUAUGGUCUUGACAUCGGCCUAGGUAAUGUCAGUUUGGUCCAGUAUGACUCGUGAACAACCCUAUGGAUUCAGGUUGCAACAAUAUAAGAGAGAGUAAAAGAUAAUUUAGCUGAAAACACAUAUAUUAUCAUCUAUUUUUUUCUCCUUAAUAUAUUAUUUAAUUAUACAAAUACUUUUUAUUUUUUUAAUUUAUUUACAUAUCUUCAUUCUCUUUGUCUUUGA
Messenger RNA from Helianthus annuus (common sunflower), 1890 nucleotides. RefSeq lists its product as uncharacterized. The record is from RefSeq and is a predicted model, not a curated record. The coding region runs from base 238 to 576 and encodes 112 amino acids. NCBI's taxonomy places the organism in Eukaryota, Viridiplantae, Streptophyta, Magnoliopsida, Asterales, Asteraceae. The transcript has 4 exons.